AUGGAAAAAAAAACGAAAAGAACAGAGCUUUUUCCGUUAAAAAUAAAUCAAAAUAGUGAAUCCAAAAUAUGCCGUAAAGAGCCUCAAAAAACAGCUUUUUCAGAAAUAAAGAUAAAGAAAAUGAUAGAAAACAACUCUCAGGAUAUUUCUGAAACAAAAGAAAUAAAAAACAGGGCAUCUUUAGGCAUUUUUGUGUGGUCUUCAAGUCAAAACAAUGACGAUGAAUUGUUAGAAAAUAUAAGAAGUGAUUAUGAUAAAUGUCUUAGGAGAUCAUAUUCAAGUAUAAGCUUAAGACAGGUGCCAUGUGACUUUAAAGAGUUAUAUCACAAACCCUCUUUGAAAACAUUUGAAGACCAGAAAAGCACUAUUUCUGAUAUUAAAACAGAUAAUGUUGUUAGCGAUGUAGCUGAACAUGGGAAUUCUGUUCUUUUUCGCUCUUUAACUACUAUAGACAAAUUUAUUACAGAAAAUGACAUAGAAACAAAAAAUAAAAAAUUUUGGCAGACAAGAAAAUAUCCUUUUUAUAGUUCAAAAGUAUUAGGACUACCAGAAAAACUUUUUUUUCAGAAAUGGAAUGCUUUGAAAUCUGGAAUAAAGUUAAAAAAUUUUAGAAAAAAAGAUAAAAAAGAUACAUAUAUACCAGUUAAUUUAGUUUCUCAGCUUGAGGCAGGCACUCCAGCUGCAAUUAUACUUGCUUCUGUUUUCCAAAGAGACGAUAAUGGUAGGCAAAGAGUACCUGUUCUUUUGGAUCAAUUAAAAAUUAAUGUCCUUGAUGCAAAAAAUAUGAAAUCUAGAUCUCAUACAUUAUUUCAGAUAAAGCUUAAGUACGGUGAUGGAGAGGAUGCAGUAGAAUGGUCUGUAUACAAAGAGUGGAAAGACUUUCUUAAUUUGCAUACACGGUACCGAGUUUCUGAAACAGUAAAUGGUCAAUUUAGAAAAACAUCAGGAUUACCUAGGUUUCCAAAAUCUAGUGUACCGUAUCUUCGCACUAUUAGAGGAUUUAGUUCAGGAAAUAAUAACAGUUUUAAUAAAAAAUUAAGUAAGUUUUCAAAACAAAACGUAUUCACAGAAAUAGAACCUAUAUCAUCUAAAGUCAAUGAAAAAACGCACAUAGUUAAAAGCAAUAGUUUCGUAGAGAUGCAAAGGAAAAAACUUGAGGAGUAUUUAAAAAAUAUGAUACAACUAUUUCUUUUUAGACCAGAAGGAAUUAGACUUUGUUUAUUUUUGGAGCUUAGUGCUUUAGGAAUAAAGCUUGGAAAAUAUGAGAAAUAUCAUGGAAAGGAAGGGUUAUUAUCAAUUGUCAAUUCAAAAGGCUCUACACGCAAAAUGACAUGUAAUCCUAUUGAAGUAAGAAAUCGAUCACAGCCAAAAUGGUAUCUUGUAAGGGAAUCAUAUAUUGUGUGUGUAAAUGAUUUAAGUUCUACUAAAAUUUACGAUGUAUUUCUUAUGGAUGAUGGAUUCGAAAUUACUAAAAAACAUUUUUCUAAAGAUAUACCAGCUUAUAUGUCUAAAAUUAAAAAAGAUAAUUUAAACAGAUAUCAACCAAAACGUUACACCUUUAAAAUUAAAAAUUGCGAAAGACAACUUAAACUCUUAGCUAAAAAUGAAAUGACAAUGCAUCAAUUCAUAGAAAACAUUAAAGCUGUCAAUGAAUUUAGUAUAUGGACAAAAUUCAAACGUUUUGACAGUUUUUCCCCUAUUAGAACCAAUGUUGCAGCUCAAUGGAUUAUUGAUGGGAGAGAUUAUUUUUGGAAUGUAAGCAGAGCAAUUUUAAAUGCCAAAGAAACAAUUUAUAUACACGAUUGGUGGCUUAGCCCUGAAUUGUAUCUCCGUCGCCCUGCAUGCAUUUCACAAGAUUGGAGGUUAGAUAAAUUAUUAAAAAAAAAAGCAGAUGAGGGCGUUCAAAUUUAUAUUAUUAUAUACCGUAAUGUUGGAACAACAGUUCCAGUUGAUUCAAAUUAUACAAAAUAUUGUUUAAUAAAACUUUCUCCUAAUAUUUAUGUUCAAAGAUCACCUUCUCAUCUACGACAAAAUACUUUUUUUUGGGCACAUCAUGAAAAAAUUAUAUGUAUAGACGAAGAAAUUGGUUUUAUAGGUGGUAUCGACCUAUGUUUUGGGCGAUGGGACUCUUAUGAACAUGUUUUAUACGAUGAUAAGCCAAGUGGAUGGGAUGAAAUGCAAAACCCAAUUUCAAAUAUUCCAGAUGAGCCGCUUAUUUGGCCAGGUAAAGAUUAUUCCAAUCCAAGAGUUCAAGAUUUUUCUACUCUUGAUAAGCCUUACGAAGAUAUGUAUAAUCGUACAUUAAUUCCAAGAAUGGCAUGGCAUGAUAUUUCUAUGCAAAUUGUAGGCCAACCAGCAAGAGAUAUUGCUAGGCAUUUUGUACAGAGAUGGAAUUAUCAUUUAAGGUCUAAAAAUCCAAGUAGAUUUACACCUUUUUUGGUUCCUCCUCCUGAAUUUACACAAGAACAACUUGAAAAAAAAGGGUUUAUUGGGACUAAUGAAUUACAAAUAUUACGCUCGGCUGGACCAUGGUCUAUUGGUACACCAACGAAAGUUGAACAUAGUAUUCUAAAUGCUUAUAUUAAAUGUAUAGAAACUAGUGAACAUUUUGUAUAUAUUGAAAAUCAGUUUUUUAUAACAUCAUCUGAAUGUGAAGGAACCGUUAUUGAAAAUGGUAUCGGUAAUGCUUUAGUAAAGCGGAUUAUUAAAGCACAUAAAAAUAAUGAAAAGUGGAGAGCUAUAAUAAUACUACCAUUAAUUCCUGGAUUUCAAAAUGAUGUUGAUGUACAGGAAGGGACAAGUAUACGCUUGAUAAUGCAUUGUCAAUAUCGUUCUAUAUGUCGUUAUAGAUGUUCUAUUUUUAAAAAAUUAGAAGCAGAAGGAAUUGAUCCGAUAAAAUAUAUUCGAAUAUAUAGUCUUAGAAAUUGGGCAAAGCUUGGAAAAAAUGAAAGACUUGUUAGUGAAAUGAUUUAUAUUCAUGCAAAGUGUAUGAUUGUUGAUGACAGAAUUUGUAUAAUCGGAUCAGCAAAUAUUAACGAAAGAUCAAUGCGUGGAAAUAGAGACUCUGAAAUUGCAGCAAUAAUUAGAGAUACUGAUAUGCAGUUAUCAACUAUGGCAGGGAAACCAUAUCUUGUUGGAAAAUUUUCCUAUACAUUAAGAGUAAGAUUAAUGAGAGAGCAUCUUGGAAUCAAUUGUGAUGAAAUGGAAAAAAUAGAGCCCUUUAUGGAUGGUUUGGCUAAGAAUUGUAAAUGGAAAGAUGUAAAAACUUGGGAUUUUAAUAAUUCACUUACAUUUGAGACAUUAGAGAAUGAAGAGAAAUCAAUUAAGGAAAAUUUACCUGAAGAGAAUGAAGGAAUUAUUAAAUUAUGUAAUGAAUAUGCGGUUUCUUUUCAAGGAAAAUAUACUCAACAAAAUUUAAACAAAGAUGAAAUUUUAUAUCAAAUAAAAUCUAAUAUACUUGAAUUUAAAGAAAAAAUUCCGCACAUACUAGAAUCAUCUCAAAUACCAUUUGGAAGACCAAAAGUUACUACGACAACAACACAUUUGUUAUUUGGUGUUGAAGUCAAAAAAAGUAUUUCAAAUUCUAACAAUAUUAAUAACGAUAUAAAUAGUUUAAAUGAAAAGCAUAUAUUUACUGAAAAUUAUAAAAAAAUUAUAACAGAAUCGCAAAAUGUUCAUGAUAAUAUUAAGAAUUUAGAUAAACCAGAAAUAAAGUCUUAUAGAUCUAUAAUUCCUAAUUUAUACAAUUUUAACGAAAUAAAUGUUAAUGCAAACAAAUUAGAUUUGGAUAACUUUCCUGAAAAAAAAACAGAAUACAAAAUAUCAUCAACAGGACAAUGGCCAAAAAUUAAAAUAGAUCCUAUGGCAUUUUCAGAUCCUUUAUCCGACUAUUUUUUUGAAGAUGUAUGGGACAAAAUUGCUCAAAAAAAUACAGAAAUAUAUCGCGAAGUUUUCCGUUGUAUGCCAGAUAAUGAAGUACGCACAUGGAAAGAUUAUUAUCGUUAUAAAAAAUAUGCAGAAAGAUUUAUGCAUAGAUAUGAAACAGAAAAAACAAAUAUAAAUCCUAUUCACGAGAUUUCUGAAUCAUUGCCAAUAUAUUGUCAAGAAACAAAAUUGCCUACUAAUAAAAUUGACGAAAUAGACAACAUUAAAAGUAAUACAAUAUUAAUAGAUUCCAAUCUAGAUACAUCAAAAGAAAUUUCUGAAGCCAAUUUUGCAUCUAGCUCUCAACCUUUAUCAGGCUUUUUACAUAAAAAAGGUUUAAAAAAUUCAGAAGAUAUUUUUCUCGAGUCACAAGAGGUUCUAGAAGAAAAAUUAUCCAACAUUCAAGGUCAUUUAGUUAUUUGGCCUACGGAAUGGCUUGUAGAGGAAUAUGAACAUGGUCACUGGCUUUUUGCUUUUGAUCAUAUCCCUCCUAUUGAUAUAUAUACUUAA
Molecule: messenger RNA, 4434 nt
Organism: Pneumocystis jirovecii RU7
Lineage: Eukaryota; Fungi; Ascomycota; Pneumocystomycetes; Pneumocystales; Pneumocystaceae
Product: phospholipase D
Exons: 7
Coding region: 1-4434 (1477 amino acids)
Biological process (GO): intracellular signal transduction; phosphatidic acid biosynthetic process; cell motility
Molecular function (GO): D-type glycerophospholipase activity; phosphatidylinositol binding
Source: RefSeq, a predicted model, not a curated record